CACAGCCCCGCCCCGCGACCAAGAUGGCGACGCUCGCAGGAGGCGGCCUGGGCGCGCUGGGCGCCCAUGAAGCCGCCGCCGCAGCCGCUGCCCUCUCGCUGCCCGCCGAGGCCUACGGGAACGACCCCACCGUGGAGAUGAUCUGGGCCAUGAAGGCCCACCAGCACGCCGAGGUCUACUUCAACCUCAUUUCUUCAGUUGAUCCCAAAUUCCUGAAACUUACCAAAGCCGACGACCAGAUCUACACUGAAUUCAGGAAGGACUUUAACCAUCUUAAGAUUGAUGUGCUCGACUCUGAGGAUCUUAAAUCCGAACCUGCUAAAGAGAAAUGGCGUCCAUUCUGCUUGCAGUUUGAUGGAGUAGUUGAGGACUUUAAUUAUGGCACACUUCUACGUCUGGAUUGCAGUAAAGGUUACACAGAAGAGAACACAGUAUUUGCAACCAGGAUCCAAUUCUUCGCCAUUGAAAUAGCCCGUAACCGAGAAGGCUACAACAGUGUGGUCUACAACAAUGCCAAGAAAGCCAGCUCAGCCACAGAAGAGAUUAGCUCCGGGUGAGACGUUUUGCUCUCAGAAAGGGCAACACAUUCAGAAUGGACAGGGAUCAUGGCUUUGCACCAGCAUCAACUCUAGCUGAGCUGCAGACUGUUCCCGUUUCAAGGCAGAGGUGUAAAAGCCACAGCUGCUGCUGGAAUGUUAAGGUGCCAAAAUGAUCUAAAUAAUGGAUAACGGUGACGCAACAGACUGAUAAUGUCAAGAGUCCAAAUACUAUGGAAAUGAACUCAACAUUAAAAGCUAAAAUGAAAA
Messenger RNA from Zootoca vivipara (common lizard), 806 nucleotides. RefSeq names its product polysaccharide biosynthesis domain containing 1 (gene PBDC1). NCBI's taxonomy places the organism in Eukaryota, Metazoa, Chordata, Lepidosauria, Squamata, Lacertidae. Gene Ontology annotation, cellular component: cytoplasm. The record is from RefSeq and is a predicted model, not a curated record.